CUGUUAGGCACAGACAUUCACAUCUCCUGGAGAUCUGUCAGUGGCUCACCUCACUCUCUUUUAGCUCUGACUAUCAGUCUGUGGACAGGAUGAGGUGCACCAUGAUCUUUCUCGUGUUGUCGCUGGUCGUCCUCAUGGCUGAACCUGGGGAGUGUAUUAUGAAACACCUUCGAAAUUUAUGGAACGGGGCCAAGGCCAUAUACAAUGGUGCCAAGGCGGGAUGGACAGAGUUUAAAAACAGCCUCCCCGCUGAGGAGACGGCUCCAGGGCCUGGAUCGAACCAGAAGAGUCCUCCAGCAGGAGGAAAAACCAAAGGCUAAACCUUGUUAAAGCUGAAGUUAUACAGCAAUGCAGUUUUUAAGCUGUAUAGUUUAGCGGGUGGAGGGAAAUGCAUUGUCCUAUAGACUUCUACAGUUUAGUGCUUUGCAACGGAUAAUAAACCUGAAACAGAUAUCAGGUUGCUGAAGCAAAGAAGAAAA
Epinephelus moara (kelp grouper) is the source of this 479-nucleotide messenger RNA. Its product is annotated as pteroicidin-alpha-like. The transcript has 4 exons. NCBI's taxonomy places the organism in Eukaryota, Metazoa, Chordata, Actinopteri, Perciformes, Serranidae. The coding region runs from base 90 to 320 and encodes 76 amino acids. The record is from RefSeq and is a predicted model, not a curated record. Gene Ontology annotation, biological process: defense response to bacterium.